Messenger RNA from Lynx canadensis (Canada lynx), 2090 nucleotides. It is a transcript of the gene MAMDC4, whose product is annotated as MAM domain containing 4. The annotation marks the transcript as partial. The transcript is spliced from 14 exons. The record is from RefSeq and is a predicted model, not a curated record. Gene Ontology annotation, biological process: nervous system development. Gene Ontology annotation, cellular component: membrane. NCBI's taxonomy places the organism in Eukaryota, Metazoa, Chordata, Mammalia, Carnivora, Felidae.
UGGGGGGCCCUGGCAGGAAUUGGCUCUGAGAGGCCUUGCUCUUCCUCAGGGCACUUCCUGGCCCUGCAGAGGGCCUGGGGACAGCUCGCGGCAGAGGCCCGGGUCCUCACACCUCCCCUGGGUCCCUCGGGCCCCCGCUGUGAGCUCCACAUGGCUUACUAUUUCCAGAGUCACCCCCAAGAGGUCUCCUGUAACUUCGAGCGGGACACGUGCGGCUGGUACACCGGCCACCUCACCGAUGCCCACUGGCGCCGGAUCCAGAGCCACGGCCCCGGGUAUGACCACACCACAGGCCGAGGCUACUUCUUGCUCCUGGACCCCACGGACCCCCCAGCCCGGGGCCCUGGUGCCCACCUGCUCACCCAGCCCCAGGUGCCCACAGCUCCUCAGGAGUGCCUCUCCUUCUGGUAUCACCUCCACGGGCCCCAGAUCGGGACACUGCGCCUGGUGCUGAGGCGGGAAGGAGAGGCAGACACGCUCCUGUGGUCUCGGACCGGCACCCACGGCAACCACUGGCACGAGGCCUGGGCCACCCUCCACCACCAGCCGGGCUCUGGCACCAAGUACCAACUGCUGUUCGAGGGCUCCCGGGACGGCUACCACGGCACGAUGGGCCUGGACGACGUGGCCCUGCGGCCCGGGCCCUGCUGGGCCCCCAGGCGGUGCUCCUUCGAGGACUCAGCCUGUGGCUUCUCCAGCGGGGGCCAAGGCCUCUGGACGCGCCAGCCCAAUGCCACGGGCCACGCCGCCUGGGGCCCCCGCGCUGACCACACCACGGGGACGGCUCAAGGGCACUACAUGGUGGUGGACACGAGCCCCCAGGCCCUGCCCCCUGGCCACGUGGCCUCCCUGACCUCAGAGGAGCACCAGCCUCUGGCCCGGCCUGCCUGCCUGACCUUCUGGUACCACCUGAGCCUCAGAAACCCAGGCGCCCUGCAGGUCCACGUGGGGGAGGCCGAGAGGCAGCAGGUGCUCAGCAUCAGUGCCCACGGAGGGUCCGCCUGGCGCCUGGGGAGUGUGGACGUGCAGGCCGAGAGGGCCUGGAGGGUGGUGUUCGAGGCGGUAGCCGCCGGCGUGGAGCACUCCUAUAUCGCGCUGGACGACCUGCUCCUCCAGGACGGGCCCUGCCCUCGGCCAGCUUCCUGUGACUUUGAGGCUGGCCUGUGUGGCUGGAGUCAUCUGGCCUGGCCUGGCCUGGGAGGGUACAGCUGGGACUGGAGCAGUGGGGCCGCACCUUCCCGCUACCCCCAGCCCCUGGCGGAUCACACUCUGGGCACAGAGACAGGACACUUCGUGCUCUUUGAAACCCACAUGCUGGGCCCGGGGGGCCAGGCGGCCUGGCUGCACAGCCAGCCUCUGCCCGCCACCGAGGCCUCCUGCCUCCGCUUCUGGUACCACAUGGGCUUCCCGGAGCACUUCUACAAGGGCCAGCUGCGGGUGCUCCUGAACAGCGCCCGGGGCCAGCUGGCCGUGUGGAGCAUGGGCGGGCGCCUGCGGCACCGGUGGCUGCUGGGCCAGGUGGAGGUGGCCAGCGCAGAGGAGUUCCAGAUCGUGUUUGAAGCCACUCUGAGCGGCCAGCCAGCCGUGGGGCCCAUCGCCCUGGACGACGUCGAGUAUCUGGACGGACGGCACUGCCAGCUGCCUGCACCCGGCCGGGGGGACACGGUAGUGGCCACAUCGGUGCCGGCUGCGGUCGGCGGUGCCCUCGUCGUCCUUGUCCUCCUCGUCCUGCUAGGACUGGCAGGACGACGCUGGCUGCAGAAGGGGGGCUGCCCGUCGCGGGGCGAGACAGCGGCUGUGGCCCCCGGCUUUGACAACAUCGUCUUCAAUGCGGACGGUGUCACCCUGCCGGCCUCGCUCACCGACAGCCAAUAGAUGACACAGAGAAGACUCUGGCUCCUCACAAGAGGGUCGCCCCCUGCCCCCUUCCCCCAAUCCCUGGCAGACAGAGCCCAAGGAACAACCCCUGCCCCUCCCCCAGGACGCACUGAGCCCCCACGCGGUCACCCAGCACCGAGACUGUCACCCACGUACCUGGGUACGGUCCUCACCCCGACAAUAAACGCCCUGGCCCCCGAGGGCAGCCCCGA